This is a messenger RNA of Peniophora sp. CBMAI 1063, 684 nucleotides long. The record is from the annotation of a GenBank genome assembly. Lineage: Eukaryota; Fungi; Basidiomycota; Agaricomycetes; Russulales; Peniophoraceae.
AUGGUCGGAGGUGUUAAUCCGCAUAGGCUUCGAGCCAGACUCGUCCUGAUCAUCAUCACACCGGAUCCACUCGUCGGUCCAAGCAGUACUUCGGCUGGCUCUCAUCGUAGUGCGAUAUACGGGACCAUAACGAAGGACCUCCUCCUGUUGACUCUGGAAGGAAUCGUCCAGUCCUCCGACGCCUUCCCGCCGCUCAAGAGCGCAGCGAGCGGAUUGCUCUUCUUCGCUACAUGUGCAGACGUGGCUUCGAGCAACAAGAAGCAGAUCCGCGACAUCUACAGGCGCGUCGACGCUCUGGCCGCGUCGCUCAAACGCGGAGUCCGCGACGGCGAUCCGCUCUCCCCAGCGCAUCAAGACAUCAUCGCCGCUCUCGCGCAGGACAUCGCCAUCCUGAACGAAGAUCUCCAAGACAUCAUCGCCGAGCGCAAGAGCCGCUUCAAGCGGUUCUUCAGUGCCAAAAGACACCGCGAAGAGCUGCGGGACGUGCUUUCGCAGCUCGAAGCGGCAAGGAUGAGCUACACAACUGCAAUCGCGACGCUGAACGCGACGACGAACACACGGGUGCUUGCGCACGUCCAAGCUUUGACGUUGACCAUGGGCGUCCGGCCGGUGUACAUGCCUGGAACGGGCUGGGCUGGUGACAACGUAUUGCCGUUUAUGCAGGCUCGGAUUGAGGAGGUCUGA